GUCUCUUACUGUAUAUGGGGUGGGAAAUGACGCAUUUUUGUUCGAAGGAACUUUUGCGAAGUCUGAAGAACACUGUGUGUGUGUUUAUAGCCAGACGACCAAACCGUUGUGACAGUCUAGUUUGUAGGAUCAGCUAACAUGGGAUGUUGACAGCCGUCCUUUCCUGCAGUGAAAUGAACCGCCAUUCUUUGUUGGAGGGACUGUCUUCAUAAUCACAUUCUGUUAUGAAUUAGUAGAAAGAAUCGACUUUCUGUUUUGCACUGUAUACCGUACUCACAUUAUACAAUUUGUUCUGCAACAAAGUUCUUCCAGUAUUUUGGAUCAUUCACGCUGUCACGAAAAAAGUAUUUGAUAUGUUCAAGCAUAUUUAAUGAGACGAUAUAUAUUUUAGCCUAUAUAUGAAAAAAAUUACAGGAGGAAACUAUCUUGACAAGAAUUGGAUUUAAAUUGGCUUCACUAAAAUAUAUGGUGGGUGACAUUUAUUCUGAUACCUUUAAAGCGGAGUUAAGGUAACAUCGACACUAGGAGUCAUAGUGGUCUUUGGUUAUAGCCAUGGGUUUGUUAAGAUCUACGACCACCGGUCUAAUAAGACAAUCGGGACUAAGCCUAUGGAUACUGUCCGUCUUGAUGGUUGUCCUGUCAGCCGUACUACACACCUCUCAAGCUCAGAUUCAUGGACGCAAUGGACCUUUUGAUCGUGUGACCCGUCUCCUGCAGAGGCAGCAGGAGUCGAAGAGAGGUCCAAGCUUGAACUUAGAACAGACCCAGCUUAUGAUUGAUACAUUGUUACAGAGAGUUGAUUGCUAUAGUUCCACCAACCCUGAAGUAUGUGAUUGGUGCAUACCUGCAGAAACCCUCUUCCGAAUAGUGGGAAUAGAUGCCAGGGAUGGUUACCUUAGCGAAGAAACGUUUGGUCCAGCUAGUCUGGUCAUUCUCUACUACAUCCACGCUCCAGAGGCCACAUGUACCCUAGGUCCUUCUACCACUGGCACCAAUGAUUCCUUCUCCUACAGAGACUACCUUCUGGCACUGAGUGGUCUCGACUCCUCGGGCUCCGUCCCUAAGCUUGGCUCCAGUUUCGCAUUUGGAAAAGGUGCUCUGUUCUCAGAGAAUAAAUUGGAGUUGCUUCUGCAGAGCAUCAAUAAGACAUACAUACCAACGUCUUCUUUUCAGUGUUUUGAAGCCCAUACGCUGAUCGAAGCUGCCAACAUUCUAGAUGAUCGGGACAUCACCCAAGCCGGUCUGGAGAUCCUUGCCGCUCACCUGAUCAGUUCUCUGCUCCAUGGACACUGUAUUGGGGAAGGGCUGCUUGUCCCUCCUUCAUACUUUGCAGAUUUUAUAUUCGACGAGUUUGGUAGAAACCAUAUCAUACGCGAGGCAGGACUUCAGCGUCUUCUUAGCGAUCUCGAUCUCGGCAACGUUCAUACCGACCAUCCAUCAGAUGGUGGAGGGGUCCAUGAUCAUGACCACGGCAGUCCUACAGUCGACCAGGGAUUCGCUGCAGGCCGCGGACAAGGAACAGCUACAGGUCGCGGACAAGGAACAGGCCAAGACCACGGGCAUGAUCACGCCGGGCAUGACCACGGAAUGGUUCCUGGCGGACGCCAACCGAGAAAUAAAACGACGUCGGCACCACCGACACAAAAUCCCUUUAUCGGCGGGCAUGGCACGCACGGUCAACACGACCAACACGGACAUGGUCAUGCUGGACAUGGUCAUGCUGGACAUGCACAUCGUUUAGGGUAUCUGAUGGGUCAACCGACCAUUCCUGAUUACAACCCCCGUAUCCGAAGGAGAGCAUCACAUCAUGACACACACUCAAUCGAGCACCAUGCAGAAAACGACACCUUUCAGCAGUGCUAUUCUGGUGAUCAACUCUUGGAUAUAUUCGGAAUCAACGAGGCCUUGGGGAUCUCAGAGAGACAGUUCAACGAACUCUGUCCGGCCAUCUUACAUCAGAUCAUCACAGAUGCCUGUAACCCUGACAGACAUGCUGAUGAUGUACGUCCCAACAGGCCCUUGUCUACUGCGGAAGUUUAUGGUUAUGGAACGCUCUCUGUGUUCAUCAUCACGGCUGUAUCAAUACUAGCUGUUCUUAUUCUACCUUGUCUUAGUGACAAGGUGCAACAAUACGUCAUCCAUGCCUUUGUGGCUCUCUCCAUCAGUACUUUGUCAGGAGAUGCAGUCAUGCAUCUUAUUCCAGAGGCCCUUGGUCUUCACAAACACGGUGGCGAUAGCGAUGACGGUCAUGGACAUCAUAAACCAGAUGGUAGCGACUCUCACAGCUUGACCUUUGUCGAGAUCGACAGUAUGGAUGUUAUGUUCAAGAUGUUGACGGUUAUUGGAGCUAUUUAUUUCUUCUUCCUCUUCGAGUCGAUGAUGAAUGCCUUGUUUAGCAGAAAGACCAGCGAAGACGCGGAGACAAGAAGAUGUUCGCGAUUGGUAGAAGAUUGUGAUGAGAAGACAUCAGUAUUCAAUCAGCAAGCGGAACAGGUUUGGCUGACUGAUGUAGACAAUGGUUUACCCAACCUUCCAGAACCAAGUACUUUAACGCCUCUGUCGGUAAAUAUGAACGGCAAUAACGACGUGGAAGAUCGAUGUUUUGAGAGUCUCGUUCAGGAGCAAAAGGAUGGUGAAAAAAGAUCAUUUCUCAUGAGAGGAAUGGCGCCUGUGUCGAUCAUGGUGCUGAUAGGGGAUUCCUUACACAAUGCACUUGAUGGAUUAGUAAUAGGAGCUGCUUUCACAUCCAAUAUAUUUGUAGGAGUAUCGACGAGUAUCGCUGUAUUAUGCCAUGAAAUACCUCAUGAGCUAGGUGACUUUGCUGUUCUCAUCGAGAAUGGAAUGAGUUAUGGACGAGCUGUAUUCUGGAACUUCGCGAGUGGUUGUUCUGCCUUCAUAGGUUUAUAUCUUGGUAUAAUUAUUGGAACGCGAGAGGGAGCGCAACAGUGGCUUUUUGCAAUCACUGCUGGAUUCUUCCUCUAUAUUUCAAUGGUUGAUUUGUUUGGUGGAAUGUUACGGAAAGAUGAUAGCAGUCAUGGUCACUCUCAUGGUUCAUCAUCGCAUUCGUUGAAGAGAUCGCCUGCAAUGAGUAAUAGACAUAGCUGGCUACAGGAGAUGGCGCUCAACGAGAAAUCGGAGAAGAGAUCCAAGCUCUUAAUUUUCAUAUGUCAGAACAUUGGUUUAUUGUCCGGCUGGGGCAUCAUGUUUCUACUCUCGUACUACGAGGAAGAGCUUCUGCAUCUGAAGAUAUUCCACCGUUGACGAGGGGUCGUGACUCCAUCUACCCCAUCCUUCACCGACGAAAUCCUUCUUUUAAUAGAAAGGAUGAACUUCAGAUGAUCAUGUUUGAGGAAAUAUCGAUUGAAAAGCUGCACUCUUAUCAUAUUUCUUAUCAAUUUUCCUGGACUGUCUUCAAGCUUUAUUGUUUUAUUCUCUAGUUUCCAUGCGAUAUGGAAUACAGGGAUUGCAGGCUGAAAAGAAGUAUUUUCUGAAUGUAUUCUUCGGAACAUGUGUGUGAUAUAUUUGUAUUUACCCACUCAUAGCAUGUUCCUUACUACUGGAAUAGAGAUAAAACUUUGAAAUACUUAAUGAGAAGUAUCGUGAACUAGGGCCUUCAUCAUUAUUUUCCCGGGAGAGAGAAACAACUCUAAAAGUCGAUGAGCGAGAAAAUCAUCAUAUGGCUCUCACAAAUCAUUUAAGAUUUACUUGAUUUGAGAAACUUUUGCCGUAAACAAAAUAACCUGAAGUGUAGAUUUUUGACAAAAUAUCACUGAUUGACCUCAUAAAAAAGAAGGUGGAUAGAUUUAUGAUUUAAGAAUACUUAAAGAUAUGAUAAAUGAGAGUUGAUCUCAUGUAAAUGUCUCAUUAGUUAAUGUACACGUCGAGUGGUUUGUUUUGAGUUCCUAUAUUAAGAAUUCCAAGAAGAAUCAACAUAAUAUACUAAAGAUUUCAUGAAGACAGGGAAGAAGACAUGUUUGCACUUCUUAUAUAUUCAAUAACAAUUUGUUUUUGAAUCAGAACUGACAGGUAUUCAAACCUAUCAAUGCGCUUUU
Messenger RNA from Strongylocentrotus purpuratus (purple sea urchin), 4052 nucleotides. RefSeq names its product zinc transporter ZIP12. The transcript is spliced from 13 exons. Gene Ontology annotation, biological process: intracellular zinc ion homeostasis; zinc ion import across plasma membrane. The record is from RefSeq and is a predicted model, not a curated record. Gene Ontology annotation, molecular function: zinc ion transmembrane transporter activity. NCBI's taxonomy places the organism in Eukaryota, Metazoa, Echinodermata, Echinoidea, Camarodonta, Strongylocentrotidae. The coding region runs from base 553 to 3261 and encodes 902 amino acids. Gene Ontology annotation, cellular component: membrane.